Messenger RNA from Penicillium nucicola, 2232 nucleotides. RefSeq lists its product as uncharacterized. The coding region runs from base 1 to 2232 and encodes 743 amino acids. Gene Ontology annotation, molecular function: oligopeptide transmembrane transporter activity. The transcript is spliced from 6 exons. Gene Ontology annotation, biological process: transmembrane transport. Lineage: Eukaryota; Fungi; Ascomycota; Eurotiomycetes; Eurotiales; Aspergillaceae. The record is from RefSeq and is a predicted model, not a curated record.
AUGGAGACUGAGAAAUGUCGGCGAAACUCCUUGCAUGCGCCGGACCUUGUCCGCGAUGACAUCGCCAUCCUGCAUGAUCGGGAUGCCGAACAGAUCCUGCCGUACGAGGCCAACGACUCGCCUUUCCCAGAGGUGCGGGCAGUCAUUCAGCCAGUCAAUGACCUGACCUUGCCCGUCAAUACGGUCCGCAUGUGGACCAUUGGCCUCGUCUUCACCAUUAUCGGCAGUGGAUUGAAUCAAUUCUUCAGCUUGCGACAGCCCAGUGUGACUAUCAGCGCCUUGGUGGCCCAACUGUUGGCCUUUCCGGUGGGAUGCGCCUGGGCGAAAUGGAUGCCCCUGGGGAUGCUGAAUCCAGAUCGGCACUUUAAUAUCAAGGAGCAUGCUUUGAUCACCAUCAUGGCCAAUGUGUCAAUUGGCUCCGCGGCAGCAACGCAGGUCAUUGAAGCUUUGGUGAAGUUUUAUAACAUGCCGUCGCAGGGCGGCUUUGAAGUAUUGCUGUGCAUCACGACGCAACUGUUUGGCUUCGGCUUGGCCGGUAUGGCUUCGCGCUGGCUUGUGGUACCAGCAGCAAUGCUGUGGCCGCAGGUGCUGUCGAAUGCGGCCCUUCUAACCACGCUGCACUCCCGCGUCAAUGCCGUCGCAGAUGGCUGGCGCAUCACACGUCUCCGCUUCUUCCUUUAUAUCUUCAUCGGUGGCGGCAUCUGGUAUUUCGCCCCAGGCUAUCUCUUCACGGGUCUCAGCACCUUCAACUUUAUCUGUUGGAUUGUACCCUCGAAUGUGGUGGUCAAUCAGCUCUUCGGACAAACGACAGGACUGGGCAUGUCGAUGUUGACCUUCGACUGGGCUCAGAUAGUCUACGCCAAUCAAAGUCCUCUGCUGGUGCCGUUCUGGGCUGGCCUGAAUGUGAUGGGGUCGUUUGCGCUGUUUUUCUGGCUUUUAUGCCCCUUGGUCUACUAUACUAAUACGUGGUACUCCGCAUAUAUACCACUCCUCAAUUCCAACACUUUCGACAACACGGGAAGUACCUAUAACACGAGCCGCAUUAUAAAUACUGCUGGCCAAGUCGACCAAUCUGCCUAUCGAGAUUACUCACCCAUGUUCCUUCCGGCUGGCUAUGCAAUCACAUUUGGUGUUGCCUUUGCGAAUCUGACUGGGAUCUUCUUCCACGUUGGACUAUACCAUGGUAAAGACUUAUGGCAACAAUGGAAGGGUACUUGCAAACAAGAUGUUCAUGGCCGACUCAUGUCAGUCUAUCGCCACGUGCCCUGGUGGUGGUUUGUUGCAAUUACCGUCUUGAUGUUUGCCCUGAGCAUUGUAACCAACGAGGUAUGGCACACUGGGCUGCCAGCCUGGGGUGUGUUGGUGGCUUUCUUGAUGCCCAUGAUCUACAUCAUCCCAGUGGGCAUUAUUAAAGCCCUAACAAACAUCAGCAGCAAUCAGCUGAAUCUGCUCACCGAAUUCAUUGGUGGAUAUGCCUUUCUCGGGCGGCCAGUGGCCAACAUGGCCUUCAAAUUCUAUGGCUACGUCGCUGUCCAGCAAGGAUUAGAAUUCGUUGCGGAUAUGAAACUGGCUCACUAUAUGCACAUUGCACCACGAACCCUGUUUGUUGCCCAGGGUCUUGCCACGCUGGUUGGGGCUAUCGUUCAGUGCGGAGUGACGGUCUUCAUGAUCACCCGAAUCAAGGGCGUUUGUACAUCUGAUGCAGAGGGAAGUUUCACAUGUCCUCAUGGGAGAGUCACAUACUCUUCCUCGCUUGUCUGGGGAGCCAUUGGUCCAGGUCGAUUGUUCUCCUCAGGGCAGAUAUACAGCAACUUGCUGUGGUUUUUCCUCGUUGGUCCUGCCGCAGUGGUGGUUACCUACCUACUAGGUCGUCGGUGGAAAUCCGUCAACUAUCUCUCCUGGCCUGUCGCCUUUGGUGCCAUGAGCCAGGUUCCACCAGCUACAGGUAUCAGCUUUUCUUCUUGGUGGAUUGUAAAUUUAAUCUUCAACGGUAUCCUGCGUCGCCGCAAACCCGCGUGGUGGUCAAAGUAUAACUACGUUUUGUCUGCCGCGCUCGACUGCGGUGUUGCAGUGGCAACAGUGAUCAUAUUCUUCUGCAUCACUCUCCCUGCUGGUUCAUUGAGCUGGUGGGGAAACACCGUAUCAACCAAGACAGCGGACGGUCAAGGCACUCCCUAUAAAAGCCUGCCGGUCCAGGGCUACUUUGGGCCUCCACGAGGAUCAUGGGAGUGA